AUGUCCGGAAGUCUGGAUGUCCUCCAAAUGAAGGAGGAAGAUGUGCUCAAGUUCCUGGCUGCAGGGACCCAUCUUGGAGGUACCAACUUGGACUUCCAAAUGGAGCAGUACGUCUACAAAAGGAAAAGUGAUGGUGUGUACAUCAUUAAUCUGAGAAAGACCUGGGAGAAGCUGCUGCUGGCUGCCAGGGCCAUCGUUGCCAUCGAAAACCCAGCUGACAUUUGUGUCAUCUCCUCCAGGAACACCGGACAGGUUUGUUCUUUUCAGCGAGCAGUGUUGAAGUUUGCCUCGGCCACUGGAUCCACUACCUUCCACGGUCGUUUUACCCCGGGAACAUUCACCAAUCAGAUCCAGGCUGCUUUCAGAGAGCCCCGCCUCCUGAUUGUGACAGAUCCUCGCGCUGAUCACCAGCCGCUGACUGAGGCCUCCUAUGUGAACAUCCCCUCCAUUGCUCUGUGUAACACUGACUCCCCACUGAGAUAUGUGGACAUUGCCAUCCCCUGUAACAACAAGGGUCACCACUCUGUGGGUCUUAUGUGGUGGAUGUUGGCCAGGGAGGUUCUCCGAAUGAGAGGUACCAUUUCCAGAGAGCACCCUUGGGAGGUCAUGCCUGAUCUGUACUUCUACAGAGAUCCUGAAGAGAUUGAAAAGGAAGAGCAGGCCGCUGCUGAGAAGGCAGUUGGAAAGGAGGAAUUCCAGGGUGAAUGGACCGCCCCUACAGCGGAGUUUGCCCAGCCUGAGGUUGCCGACUGGUCAGAGGGUGUUGCUGUGCCAUCUGUGCCCAUUCAGCAGUAUGCAGCAGAGGACUGGAGCAAUCAGCCCGCCACUGAGGAUUGGUCCACUGCUCCCACUGCCCAGGCCUCUGACUGGGGUGGUGCUACUUCUGAUUGGUCCUAA
Messenger RNA from Nerophis lumbriciformis (worm pipefish), 897 nucleotides. Lineage: Eukaryota; Metazoa; Chordata; Actinopteri; Syngnathiformes; Syngnathidae. The record is from RefSeq and is a predicted model, not a curated record.